Molecule: messenger RNA, 433 nt
Organism: Saprolegnia diclina VS20
Lineage: Eukaryota; Oomycota; Saprolegniomycetes; Saprolegniales; Saprolegniaceae
Exons: 1
Coding region: 1-429 (142 amino acids)
Source: RefSeq, a predicted model, not a curated record
AUGUACAACUCGACGUCGAUCCUCAUGGACUACAUCACCGAGAUUGACCCGCCGAUGCUGCAGCGGUCGAUGGCCAUCAUGCGCUGCAAGGCGCGCCGGCUCUGUACGCUGCAGUGGUUCUUCAUGUCGCACUUGACAACCUUUGGGUUACCGGAGAAGGAGCUCCGCCACAAGAAGCAGAUUGCCCCAGUGCACAACCCGACGAACACCACGACGUUGCUCAGUCCGUCCCACACGGCGGACGACCACGGGCAGUCUGCCAGCGACCGGUUUGCCUCUUCGAUUGAAAAGCCCAACAGCGAGGACCGACACCUCGUCGUGCAAGACAAGGGCCACCACAUUCAUCUACUCGACGCCGACUUGAACGACGUCAAGACGCUCAUGUUCAACAUCAAGAUUCUCAAAAACACAGAUGUGUCCAUCUACUAACACG